Theobroma cacao (cacao) is the source of this 1848-nucleotide messenger RNA. RefSeq names its product phosphatidylglycerophosphate phosphatase PTPMT2-like. The record is from RefSeq and is a predicted model, not a curated record. Gene Ontology annotation, biological process: protein dephosphorylation. Lineage: Eukaryota; Viridiplantae; Streptophyta; Magnoliopsida; Malvales; Malvaceae. Gene Ontology annotation, molecular function: phosphoprotein phosphatase activity.
CCUUUUCUCAGAAAGUUGUUGAAGAUAGGGAAAGCGAGAAAACAGAGAAACUGACUCUGCAAGGAAAGGGCCAAAAUUAAAGCUUUGUCUUUUAAAUCCUUCCAUUUCGGGUUUUGGUUGUCUUCGCAAUCUCUCCUUUCUUUUCUUUACCUCCCCUUAAAAGUUUAUCUCUUUCUUUUUCUUUUUUUUUUUGGUUAUUUUAUCUUCAAAUAUGAUCCAGAUCAUGCAUGUUUCAAGGUCAAACAUGUUCUCAACCGUUCAUAGUCAGAAUUCUUGUUGUCAAGGUUUCAAUUUUCGUUGUCUGAUUUCAGUCUUCAUCUGUUUUAGUUGAUGGGCAUUCUUGUUUUUCGUUGAUUUGCAUGUUAUUCUUGUUGUGGACUUCAGUUUUGGGUAAUUAAGAUUAAAGGGUACUUUUUUUUCCUCUGUUGAUUUGAGUUUUGUUUUGUUUAUUUUAAGGGUUUAAGGGAAAUUUUUGUUUUUUUUAUUUGCUGUGUGUUUUGGGGAAUUAAUUGAGAGACAAGCGAUGUAUAUUGAGGAAUUGAAGGAAGGGGAGCAGCAGGAUGAAGAUCUGAGUAAAUUGUGUGGAGAGAGCCUGGUUGUUUGGGAUGCAAAAAGGGUUUUGGUAGGAGCAGGAUCACGUGCUCUUUUUUAUCCAACUUUGUUCUACAAUGUUGUCAGGAACAAGAUUCAGUCUGAGUUUAGAUGGUGGGAUAGGGUUGAUGAGUUUAUUUUGUUAGGUGCCGUGCCUUUCCCUACUGAUGUGCCCCGCUUAAAGGCACUUGGUGUCUCUGGAGUUGUGACCUUAAAUGAACCAUACGAGACUUUGGUCCCAACAUCACUAUAUUAUGCUCACAACAUUGAUCAUCUGGUGAUACCUACAAGGGACUAUCUUUUUGCUCCUUCAUUUGCUGACAUAUGCCAAGCUGUAGACUUCAUUCAUAAUAAUGCAUCUCUUGGAAAGACCACAUAUGUUCACUGCAAGGCUGGUCGAGGGCGCAGCACAACUAUUGUUCUCUGCUACUUGGUGGAACAUAGGCAUAUGACACCUGAUGCAGCUUACGAAUAUGUCAGAUCUAUCAGACCUAGGGUACUUCUGGCGUCUGCACAGCGGCAGGCUGUUCAAGACUACUAUCUUCUCAAAAUUAAAAAUAAUGGAAUUCCUGGAAACUCUUGGCACAUGAUAGUGAAGAAAACCCUAGUUCUUCCAGCAAAACAGGAUACAGCAGCCUUUGAUGAUGGCUCUGUAGUUGUCAUAACAGAGUCAGACCUUGAUGGAUAUGAUGCUAGCUUUGAUGCAGGCGUGUCAGCUACAGAGAUGUUGGGAGAGGGAAGCCUGGCUGGCAGGUUUCAGUUUGCUAGUCAGGCGGCUAUUGCCAGACUUUCAUGCCUAUGGCUUCGUUGCUAUGCAGAUCAGAAGACAUCAAGGAAGCCUGGUCCUUUGAGCAGUCUUGGUAUCGACAUCCGGGUUUAUUGAUUCAUUGAUGUUAAUUUGAGCUUGUUUUUUAUUUUUGUCAACUUCCCAUUUUUUUCAGAAAGCACAUUGUGUUUUUGUGUUAUUUCAUUUUUGGUUGGGUCAGUCAGAGAAUGAAGUAUAUACUCAUUCCUGGUUAACUCAAGUGAGAGAGAAACGUAUAGAGAGCGAGUUUAGUUUUCGUAUCUUUCCAGAAGCAUAGAGAUUGAGGAAGCAUGUGUACAUUGGUAGGCGUGGCAUUUCGUGGUAAGUUUCAAUUGUACUGCAAGUUUUAGUUGUUUAGGUGGGGAAAGACUUCCUAAGUUUGUACAUGGAUCAAAAUGUGAGAUGUUUCUGCAAAAUGUUGUCAUAUUUAUCGAUCUGCUUAUCUCCCAGCA